AUGUUCUACAAAGUGGAACCAUCUGAUGUUCAAAAUCAAACCGGAUGCUUUAAAGAUGCAUUUGAUGUGUAUGAUGAUGAAGUCAACUUAGAAACAAACCUUCGAAAGAAGAAAAAACUGUUAGAGAAGGUGGGAGCAUGGACAGAUUAUCUUAACAAAGCUGCAACCUUUACAGGAUUGGUAUAUAAAGAUGGGUACGAGUCCAAAUUCAUAAUCAAUAUUCUAAAUGUUGUAAUAAAGAAAGUGGACAACAAGGCCCUACACAUUGAGGAGAAACUAGUGGGAAUAAAGGACCAUCUUGCUGAGAUCCAAUCAUGGUUAAAAGAUCGGUCACCUGAUGCAGUAGUCCUUCUCAUUGAUGGGAUGGGAGGCAUUGGGAAAUCAACCAUAUCCAAAUGCAAGUUGCUUUCUGGCAGGCACACAUGGUUGUUGACUGCUUUCAAAGAUCAUGGUAAGGUCCACUCCCUUGGAACAUUAUCCAUGGGCGACGCUACUGAGCUCCUUAGUUUGCAUGCCUUUGGUCAACACCAACCCAUUGAACCCUAUAUUGUCCACUUAGAAUUAGUUGUUCAACGUUGCAAGGGCCUUCCUUUGGCUCUUAAAGUAUUGGGAUCUUCCCUACGUGAAAAGACAAAUGAUGAAUGGGAAGAUGCAAUUCACAAACUGGCUGCAAUUCCUCAUCGUGAGAUUCAAGAAGUUCUGCAAAUAAGCUAUGAAACUUUGGCAGAUGACAAGGAUAAAGAUGGCAACAAUAUAACCUUCUUACCAAAAUGUGUUCAAACCCUACCUAGAAUUGAAGAGCUCAGAGUCUCACAUUGUUCAAAACUCCAUUCAGUUCUAAGUCUCCCAAAUUCCGUCAAUGAACUGUUUGUCAAUGACAAUGAAUCUUUGGAAAAAGUACAGCCUGCAGAAAAUUCAAGGACCGUAGUGCACCACAUGAACUGCCCAAAUUUGUGUGAGAUCGAGGGUCGUUAUAAGAUUCAGUCAAUAGAUAAAGUUGAGAGGAAAAUUAUACGGUAUUUGGGAUUAGAAUCAAAUGCAUGUGAAGGAAUGGAGAUGGAUCUUGAGGGUCUUGAUCUAGAGAUUGGAGUACAAAACAAGACCAAAUAUUUGUUGUGGAGUUACUUUAAAAGAGAUCAAAAUAUCCGUAAGAAUGCAGGAAAGUUCGCAUUGUUAUGCCUUUGGAGGUGUGGCAAUCUAUUGGAGGGUGGAGAUGAAAUCAUCAUACGUGUAUUUUCUCGUAUAAUACAUGUAGAGGAAUGUUGUAUAAACCUUAUAUACGAAGAUUAUGAAGAAUUACUUGAUGAAGAAAGAAAGGAGGCUCAUGAUGUCACUGCCUUUGAUCAAAUGUUGUGGACUGAUAGAAUGGAUAAAGAUAUAUCGCAUUAUGCUUUCCCAUGGAAGAAACAUGUGUUCCGAGAUGACCAUCUGGAAUAUAAUGCAAGAAAAGAAAAAUAG
Molecule: messenger RNA, 1458 nt
Organism: Lactuca virosa
Lineage: Eukaryota; Viridiplantae; Streptophyta; Magnoliopsida; Asterales; Asteraceae
Source: the annotation of a GenBank genome assembly